AUGUCUUUCACUGAAAAGCGAAAAGUUUGGACCAGAGCUGAAAGGUUGGGCUUUCUCAAAUGCUACAAUGCAAGGAAGGAUGAAUUAAACCACACAAGAAAAAAAUUUGCUUAUUCCAAUGUCUUGGAAGAUAUGGUAUCUCAAGAUCUUGGAAGAUAUGGAUUCAAAAACAACGGUAAGUUCUUUGAGAGCCGAAUGAGGACUUUACUAACAGCUUACAAAUAAGCCAAGGACAACGCGAAGCGAACUGGGGCUUCGCCAUGUAUGGAUGAAAUAUAUGGCGAUAUCCCCAUAAUUAGCAAUUCUCAUACACUUAAAUUGGGAAAUGGCCCAACUGAAUCAUUAAAAGAAAGUUUGAGCAAUCCCCAAAGAAGAAAAUCGUAUAUGCAAAUAUAUUAUGAAAAGAAAUUGGAACUAAAAACAAAAGAAGCAGAGGAGAAAAAAAAUGCGGAGGCAGAAUUAGUUAGUUAG
Lucilia sericata (common green bottle fly) is the source of this 471-nucleotide messenger RNA. RefSeq lists its product as uncharacterized. Lineage: Eukaryota; Metazoa; Arthropoda; Insecta; Diptera; Calliphoridae. The record is from RefSeq and is a predicted model, not a curated record.